AUGCCGAGGAACAGCGACCAGAACCCGUACGGCGUGAUCGUUCAGUUCAACCGUGACACGUUCGGAGCAACAGUUUAUUUGUGGUUUGGAACCGAUUCCUUCAUCCACCAGACCCUUGGAUGCAGGAGCGUUGGCGAUGGAGCACGUUCUAGCGUCGCUUGCGCGUGUGGAGGCUACGGAGCGCGGCGGCGUUUCGACGGUGCCCCCCCCCGACCAGAUCCGGACCCGCCGUCGAGCGGUCCGCCUCAACCGAUUUACACGCAAGCCACGGGUGUAGUGAUGUCGGCUACGUCCCGCCCUCUGCUCGGAGAUCCGUCGGCGAGCAUUACUCAGGGUUUAUCACAACCGCUACAACAAACGCGGGGUACCCAGUACUCGAUUCCUCACACUGCCUUGCACCACACCCAGGGUCGGGUGUCAACGUGGGACUUACCGGAAACAAGGCUGAAUAGCUCGAUGGUUAGGCAACCCACGAGUUGGGACAAUCCAGCGACUCGGCAGCACUAUGGUCAGCAGUUUGAUCACCCGCGGCAGUUUAAGUUACAUCAACCACGGUUUGACGGUUCAGAGGUUGCAAAUUGGAUUUCUAGAGUGCAAUAUUACUUCGAGCAUCUCCUAAUGCCUGAGGAGAAUAGGCUCCACUAUGUAGUUAUGUUGUUUGAUCCGCCGGCAUCGGAGUGGAUAUUCAAUUAUCGAGAGAACAACCCUCAGGCGCGUUGGUCAGAUUUUCUUGAAGAUGUUCGUCGUCGCUUUGAUCCGCAAUAUUUCCAGAAUUUUAUUGGGUUAAUAGCCAAGCUUUGUCAGACGGGUACUUUGGCAGAAUAUCACACAACAUUUGAGACUAUGCUUAAUCGGGUCCGAGGGGUCCCAGAAUAUAUUUUGCUGCCUAUUUACAUUGAGGGCUUGUUGCAACCAGUUAAAAAUCAGGUGAAACAUCAAAAUCCCCCAUCUGUAGCACCAGCGAUGGCAUUGGCGGUUGAGUAUGAUAGUUGUGUGGAGAAGCCGCAGGUGACAACGGGAUUUCAGCGGCGUUCGUGGCAGAAUAAGGAGCAGCGGCAGAGUGCCCAACCGCAGCAGCCCCUGGCGCUGACGACGCCUACCACCCAGCCGAACCGUCUCAACCACGCUAAAGGCUCAGAGUACACGAAGCUCCCGGUGGUGCACCUGACGGCGGCUCAACGGGCGGAGCGCUCGAGGCUCAAUUUGUGCUGGUAUUGUCCAGAGAAGUGGGUUACUGGGCAUUCAUGCAAGGGACGCUUUCUGGUAUAUAUGGGCGCGGAUAUGGACUCAGAGGAGGAGUCGGAGGAGCCCUCGAACGAGCCACAAGAUGACCCGGUGAUCUCGGCAGAUCUGUCCCAUAUUUAUGCUUUGGAUGGACGAAAAAGGGAGGAUGCAAUUGAGUUGCGAGGAUUAAUUGGAGCUUCAGCGGUGCGGAUCUUGGUUGACACGGGUAGCUCCCAUAAUUUUUUGCACCCCGCCGUGGCCGAGAAAUUAGCCCUUCCCCUGCGCCAGAUACGGCCUUUUCGGGUUUAUGUUGGUAACGGUGAGUCGCUCUUGUGUUCUCAUGCUAGCAUUCAAACUAGAUUGGUUAUUCAGAAACAUGUAUUUUUGAUUGACUUACAUAUUUUGCCGGUGCAUGGUCCCGAGGUGAUUUUGGGGAGAGCGUGGCUAAAGGAAUUAAGAAGAGUGACGAGCGACUAUGUUGAGGGGACAUUGGAAUUCUCCAGGAAUGGGAAACGGGUUUGCCUUAAACUUGUACCCCCGACGCCAGCGGAGAUCUCCCUUAGAACUUUCUCCUCACUAUUGACUCUGCAGAGUGGCGCAGAUUUGUUUGAGCUUGUGCAGCUGCCAGCGCGAGAUGCUGCGAACAGCGAGGAGUCGCCAUUGGAGUUUCCCAGGGACUUGCCGGAGGAAAUCAGAAGUGUCCUCGUGUCACAUGGGGCAGUUUUUGGCUUGCCAACGGGUAUGCCUCCGAGGCGGCAGUUUGAUCACAAGAUUCAUCUUUUGCCUAACACUAAGCCGGUCAAUGUCAGACCUUAUAGAUAUCCUUAUUUCCAGAAGACCGAAAUCGAGAGGCAGGUGAAAGAAAUGUUAGACACAGGGAUCAUUCGCCCGAGCCAGAGCCCUUUCUCGUCGCCGGUUUUGUUGAUCAGGAAAAAAGACGGCUCUUUCCGUUUCUGCAUUGAUUACAGGGCGCUCAACACAGCCACAGUGCCUGAUCAAUUCCCUAUCCCGACGACGGACGAGUUGUUUGAUGAAUUGGGGGCGGCUCGUUUCUUCACAAAGCUUGAUUUACGCUCCGGCUACCAUCCGGAUGAGUGA
Molecule: messenger RNA, 2322 nt
Organism: Salvia hispanica
Lineage: Eukaryota; Viridiplantae; Streptophyta; Magnoliopsida; Lamiales; Lamiaceae
Source: RefSeq, a predicted model, not a curated record